Molecule: messenger RNA, 13124 nt
Organism: Condylura cristata (star-nosed mole)
Lineage: Eukaryota; Metazoa; Chordata; Mammalia; Eulipotyphla; Talpidae
Gene: LRP1B
Product: low density lipoprotein receptor-related protein 1B
Exons: 77
Coding region: 159-11504 (3781 amino acids)
Molecular function (GO): protein binding; calcium ion binding
Source: RefSeq, a predicted model, not a curated record
GCAUUGAAAAGUCAAGACACACGAGCGGCUCGCUCGCGCUCACACACACUCACUCUCCUCCACGCGCGCAUCCCUACACCUUCCAUAUCCUGCUCCCGGCAGGAGAAGGCGGACUGACUGGGCUCAUUGAGCUGAAGAAUUUUCAGUGACAUUUGUAAAUGACGCUGCUCAAUUCGGAGCUCCGAGCCGCCGCCGCCGCCGCCGCCGCCGCCGGGCCGAUGGUGCCGCCAAGCAGUCUCCAGCGCAGGCUUCCUCACCGGGCAACCACAAUGUCCGAGUUUCUCCUCGCCUUACUCACUCUCUCGGGAUUAUUGCCUAUCGCCAAGGUGCUGACCGUCGGAGCCAACCAAGAUCAGCAUUUGUGUGAUCCUGGUGAGUUUCUUUGCCACGAUCACGUGACUUGUAUCUCCCAGAGCUGGCUGUGUGAUGGGGACCCUGACUGCCCUGAUGAUUCAGACGAGUCUUUAGACACCUCCAGAACUUGCCAGAUAGACCAAUUUUCUUGUGGAAAUGGGCGCUGCAUUCCAAGAGCAUGGUUGUGUGACAGGGAAGACGACUGUGGUGACCAGACAGAUGAAAUGGCAUCUUGUGAAUUCCCAACUUGUGAACCACUGACUCAAUUUAUAUGCAAAAGUGGAAGAUGUAUUAGCAGCAAAUGGCACUGUGACUCUGAUGAUGACUGCGGUGAUGGGAGUGAUGAAGUUGGCUGUGUUCACUCUUGCUUUGACAAUCAGUUCAGAUGUUCCAGUGGCAGAUGUAUCCCAGGCCACUGGGCCUGUGAUGGGGACAAUGACUGUGGAGACUUUAGUGAUGAAAUCCAAAUUAAUUGUACCAAAGAAGAGAUUCAUUCUCCUGCUGGUUGUAAUGAACAUGAAUUUCAUUGUCAUCCUGAUGGAAAUUGUAUUCCUGACAUGUGGCGCUGUGAUGGAGAAAAAGAUUGUGAAGAUGGUAGUGAUGAGAAAGGCUGCAAUGGCACUUUAAGAUCGUGUGACCACAAAACCAAGUUCUCCUGUCGGAAGACAGGGAGAUGCAUCAACAAGGCAUGGGUGUGUGAUGGGGAUAUCGAUUGUGAAGAUCAAUCUGAUGAAGAUGACUGUGAGAGUUUCUUGUGUGGACCACCCAAGUAUCCUUGUGCUAAUGAUACAUCAGUCUGCCUGCAGCCAGAGAAACUCUGCAAUGGGAAAAGGGACUGUCCUGAUGGAUCUGAUGAAGGGAAUCUUUGUGAUGAAUGUUCUCUGAAUAAUGGAGGCUGUAGCAACCACUGUUCUGUUGUUCCUGGAAGGGGAAUCGUCUGUUCAUGCCCUGAAGGAUUUCAACUCAAGAAAGACAACAAGACAUGUGAAAUUGUGGAUUAUUGCAGCAAUCAUCUAAAGUGCAGUCAAGUGUGUGAGCAACACAAGCACACAGUAAAAUGCUCAUGUUAUGAAGGGUGGAGGCUGGACAUGGAUGGUGAAGGUUGCACAAGUGUUGAUCCCUUUGAAGCAUUCAUCAUCUUUUCUAUUCGCCAUGAGAUCAGAAGGAUUGAUCUUCAUAAAAGAGACUACAGUCUUCUUGUUCCUGGAUUACGGAAUACAAUAGCACUUGAUUUCCACUUCAAUCAAAGUUUGCUUUAUUGGACAGAUGUUGUAGAAGACAGAAUAUACCGGGGCAAGCUCUCUGAAAGUGGAGGUGUUAGUGCAAUCGAAGUGGUUGUAGAACAUGGUUUAGCGACCCCAGAAGGACUAACAGUCGAUUGGAUAGCAGGCAACAUAUACUGGAUAGACAGCAAUCUUGACCAAAUUGAAGUGGCCAAACUGGAUGGUUCAUUAAGAACUACACUAAUAGCAGGAGCCAUGGAACACCCUCGGGCCAUUGCUUUGGACCCAAGAUAUGGAAUUCUUUUCUGGACUGAUUGGGAUGCCAAUUUUCCUCGCAUUGAAUCUGCCUCUAUGAGUGGUGCUGGAAGAAAAACUAUCUAUAAAGACAUGAAAACUGGGGCUUGGCCUAAUGGACUCACCGUGGACCACUUUGAAAAAAGAAUAGUUUGGACAGAUGCCAGGUCAGAUGCUAUUUAUUCAGCCCUCUAUGAUGGAACAGGCAUGAUAGAAAUCAUCCGAGGUCAUGAGUACCUCUCUCAUCCUUUUGCUGUAUCUCUAUAUGGAAGUGAGGUCUACUGGACAGAUUGGAGGACCAAUACAUUGUCUAAAGCCAACAAGUGGACAGGACAGAAUGUCAGUGUGAUUCAAAAAACCAGUGCACAGCCAUUUGAUCUUCAGAUAUACCACCCCAGUCGUCAGCCACAAGCUCCCAAUCCCUGUGCAGCUAAUGACGGCAAAGGCCCCUGCUCUCACAUGUGUCUGAUCAAUCAUAAUAGGAGUGCUGCUUGUGUGUGCCCCCACUUGAUGAAGCUUUCCACUGACAAGAAGACCUGCUAUGAAAUGAAAAAAUUUCUUCUUUAUGCAAGGCGUUCUGAAAUCAGAGGAGUGGAUAUUGAUAAUCCAUAUUUUAACUUUAUCACGGCAUUUACAGUCCCUGAUAUUGAUGAUGUUACUGUGAUAGACUUCGAUGCAUCUGAAGAACGUUUAUAUUGGACAGAUAUUAAAACACAAACCAUUAAACGAGCUUUUAUUAAUGGAACUGGAUUAGAAACUGUUAUUUCAAGAGAUAUUCAGAGUAUCAGAGGGCUAGCAGUGGAUUGGGUCUCACGGAAUUUAUACUGGAUUAGCUCAGAACUUGAUGAAACACAAAUUAAUGUGGCACGACUUGAUGGCUCUUUGAAAACUUCAAUUAUCCACGGAAUCGAUAAGCCACAAUGUCUUACAGCUCACCCAGUCAGGGGGAAGCUCUACUGGACAGAUGGAAACACAAUUAACAUGGCGAACAUGGAUGGCAGUAAUAGCAAGAUUCUCUUUCAGAAUCAGAAGGAGCCAGUCGGUCUAUCGAUAGACUAUGUGGAAAACAAGCUUUAUUGGAUCAGUUCAGGAAAUGGAACUAUAAAUAGAUGCAACCUGGAUGGCGGUAAUUUAGAAGUAAUAGAGUCAAUGAAAGAAGAAUUAACAAAAGCUACAGCCCUAACCAUCAUGGAUAAGAAAUUGUGGUGGGCAGAUCAAAGCUUAGCUCAGCUGGGAACCUGCAGCAAAAGAGAUGGAAGAAACCCCACAGUCCUAAGAAAUAAGACUUCUGGGGUUGUUCAUAUGAAAAUAUAUGAUAAAGAGGCACAGCAAGGUAGCAAUUCCUGCCAACUAAAUAAUGGUGGAUGCUCUCAGCUUUGUUUGCCAACAUCUGAAAGUACAAGAACUUGCAUGUGUACUGUGGGAUAUUAUCUCCAAAAGAAUCGAAUGUCAUGUCAAGGUAUAGAGUCAUUUCUUAUGUAUUCUGUUCACGAAGGAAUCAGGGGAAUACCUCUGGAACCAAGUGACAAAAUGGAUGCUUUAAUGCCUAUAUCAGGAACUUCAUUUGCUGUGGGAAUAGAUUUCCAUGCAGAAAAUGAUACAAUCUACUGGACAGACAUGGGCUUCAAUAAAAUUAGCCGAGCUAAAAGAGAUCAGACUUGGAAAGAAGAUAUCAUUACCAAUGGCUUGGGAAGAGUGGAAGGAAUAGCUAUUGACUGGAUUGCUGGUAAUAUAUACUGGACAGAUCAUGGUUUCAACUUAAUUGAAGUUGCAAGACUCAAUGGCUCUUUCCGUUAUGUCAUUAUUUCCCAAGGCCUGGAUCAACCAAGAUCAAUAGCUGUGCACCCAGUAAAAGGCUAUUUGUUCUGGACUGAAUGGGGACAGAUGCCCUGCAUUGGAAAGGCUCGCUUAGAUGGCUCAGAGAAGGUUGUCCUUGUCAGCAUGGGGAUAGCAUGGCCAAAUGGCAUCUCCAUUGACUAUGAGGAAAAUAAAUUGUACUGGUGUGAUGCUCGUACAGACAAGAUAGAAAGAAUCGACCUUGAAACUGGUGGGAGCCGCGAGGUGGUACUGUCAGGGAGCAACGUGGAUAUGUUUUCAGUUGCAGUCUUUGGGGCUUAUAUCUACUGGUCUGACAGAGCACAUGCCAAUGGAUCUAUACGAAGGGGCCACAAGAAUGAUGCCACAGAGACUGUAACUAUGAGAACUGGUCUUGGAGUGAACCUGAAGGAGAUUAAAAUCUUUAACCGAGUAAGAGAGAAAGGGACCAAUGUUUGCACCAAGGGCAAUGGUGGAUGCCAGCAACUUUGUCUUUAUAGAGGAAAUUCUCAGAGAACUUGUGCUUGUGCCCAUGGCUAUUUGGCAGAGGAUGGAGUUACUUGCCUAAGGCAUGAAGGUUAUUUGCUGUAUUCAGGGAGAACGAUAUUAAAAAGUAUACAUCUUUCUGAUGAAACCAAUUUAAAUUCACCAAUAAGGCCAUAUGAGAAUCCAGAUUACUUCAAGAAUAUCAUAGCAUUGGCUUUUGACUAUGAUCAAAGAAGGAAAGGUACCAAUCGUAUUUUCUACAGCGAUGCACACUUUGGAAAUAUACAGCUUAUUAAAGAUAACUGGGAAGACAGACAAAUCAUUGUUGAAAAUGUGGGUUCUGUUGAAGGCCUUGCCUAUCACAGAGCCUGGGAUACAUUGUACUGGACCAGCUCCACUACCUCGUCCAUCACCAGACACACAGUGGCCCAGACCAGGCCAGGAGCCUUCCACAGAGAAGCAGUCAUCACCAUGUCGGAGGACGAUCAUCCACACGUGCUGGCCCUGGAUGAAUGCCAAAAUUUAAUGUUCUGGACCAACUGGAAUGAGCAACAUCCAAGUAUCAUGAGAUCUACCCUGACUGGAAAGAAUGCUCAUGUGGUGAUCAGUACAGAUAUACUCACUCCCAAUGGACUCACCAUAGACCACCGUGCAGAGAAGCUGUAUUUUUCAGACGGCAGCCUAGGAAAAAUUGAAAGGUGUGAAUAUGACGGAUCCCAGAGACAUGUGAUUGUCAAAUCUGGGCCAGGGACUUUCCUCAGCCUUGUUGUUUAUGACAAUUACAUCUUCUGGUCAGACUGGGGGAGAAGAGCUAUCCUGCGUUCCAACAAAUACACAGGAGGAGACACAAAAAUUCUUCGUUCAGAUAUUCCACAUCAACCGAUGGGAAUCAUCGCUGUUGCCAAUGACACAAAUAGUUGUGAACUUUCUCCAUGUGCAUUAUUGAAUGGAGGUUGCCAUGACCUAUGUCUUUUAACUCCUGAUGGGAGAGUGAAUUGUUCCUGUAGGGGGGAUCGAAUAUUGCUAGAUGACAACAGAUGUGUGACUAAAAAUUCCUCCUGUAACAUUUAUUCAGAGUUUGAGUGUGGAAAUGGUGAGUGUGUUAACUACCAGCUCACCUGUGAUGGCAUUCCGCACUGCAAGGAUAAAUCAGAUGAAAAGCUGCUCUACUGUGAAAACAGAAGCUGUCGAAAAGGUUUCAAGCCCUGCUACAAUCGUCGCUGCAUCCCUCACAGCAAGUUAUGUGAUGGUGAAAAUGACUGUGGAGACAACUCUGAUGAAUUAGACUGUAAAGUUUCAACCUGUGCCGCUGUUGAGUUCCGCUGUGCAGAUGGGACUUGCAUUCCAAGAUCAGCACGGUGCAACCAGAACAUAGAUUGUGCAGAUGCUUCGGAUGAAAAGAACUGCAAUAAUACAGACUGCACAUAUUUCUAUAAACUUGGAGUGAAAACCACAGGGUUCAUAAGAUGUAAUUCUACCUCACUGUGUGUUCUGCCAACCUGGAUAUGUGAUGGAGCUAAUGACUGUGGAGACUAUUCAGAUGAAUUGAAAUGUCCAGUUCAAAACAAACACAAAUGUGAAGAAAAUUAUUUUGGUUGUCCUAGUGGAAGAUGCAUUUUGAGUACCUGGGUAUGUGAUGGUCAGAAAGAUUGUGAGGAUGGACUUGAUGAAUUCCACUGUGAUUCUUCUUGCUCUUGGAACCAAUUUGCUUGCUCAGCACACAAAUGUAUUUCUAAACACUGGAUUUGCGAUGGAGAGGAUGAUUGUGGAGAUGGAUUAGAUGAAAGUGAUAAUAUUUGUGGAGCCAUCACCUGUGCGGCCGACAUGUUCAGCUGCCAAGGCUCCCACGCCUGUGUGCCCCGACACUGGCUUUGCGAUGGUGAAAGGGACUGCCCAAAUGGAAGUGAUGAGCUCUCCACAGCAGGCUGCGCUCCCAAUAACACAUGUGAUGGAAACACAUUCAUGUGUCAUAAUAAAGUGUGCAUUCCCAAGCAAUUUGUUUGUGAUCAUGAUGAUGACUGUGGGGAUGGCUCUGAUGAGUCCCUACAAUGUGAGUACCGAAAAUGUAAUGCAGAAGAAUUUAAUUGUGCUGAUGGACGAUGUCUUUUAAAUAAUCAGUGGCAGUGUGAUGGAGACUUUGACUGCCCUGACCAUUCUGAUGAAGCACCUUUAAACCCAAAGUGUAAAAAUGCAGAACAGUCAUGCAACAGUUCAUUUUUUAUGUGCAAAAAUGGCAGGUGCAUUCCCAGUGGAGAUCUUUGUGACAAUAAGGAUGACUGUGGUGAUGGCUCAGAUGAGAAAAACUGCCAUAUAAAUGAAUGUCUGAGUAGGAAAAUGAGUGGAUGUUCUCAGGACUGUCAGGACCUUCCAGUAAGUUAUAAGUGCAAAUGCUGGCCUGGAUUUCAACUGAAGGAUGAUGGUAAAACAUGUGUAGACAUUGAUGAAUGCUCUUCAGGCUUUCCAUGUAGCCAGCAAUGCAUCAAUACAUAUGGGACCUACAAGUGCCUCUGUACAGAUGGGUAUGAAAUACACCCUGAUAACCCAAAUGGCUGCAAAUCACUAUCAGAGGAGGAACCUUUUCUAAUUCUUGCUGAUCAUCAUGAGAUAAGAAAAAUUAGCACUGAUGGCUCCAACUACACACUUUUGAAACAGGGAUUAAACAACGUUAUUGCUAUAGACUUUGAUUAUAGGGAUGAAUUCAUCUACUGGAUUGAUUCUAGUCGACCCAAUGGCAGCCGCAUAAAUAGAAUGUUUUUAAAUGGAAGUGAUAUUAAGGUAGUGCAUAAUACAGCUGUCCCCAAUGCACUUGCUGUUGAUUGGAUUGGAAAAAACCUCUAUUGGUCUGACACAGAAAAAAGGAUCAUUGAAGUGUCCAAACUCAAUGGCUUGUACCCUACUAUACUCGUUAACAAACGGCUGAAGUUUCCCAGGGACCUGUCUUUAGAUCCUCGAGCUGGGUAUUUGUAUUGGAUUGACUGCUGUGAGUACCCUCACGUUGGCCGUGUUGGAAUGGAUGGAACCAAUCAGAGUGUUGUCAUAGAAACCAAGAUUUCUAGACCGAUGGCACUAACAAUAGAUUAUGUCAACCAUAGACUAUACUGGGCUGAUGAAAAUCACAUUGAAUUUAGCAACAUGGAUGGUUCUCACAGACACAAAGUCCCUAAUCAAGAUAUUCCAGGGGUGAUUGCACUAACAUUGUUUGAAGACUACAUCUACUGGACUGAUGGGAAAACCAAGUCACUCAGCCGUGCCCAUAAAACCUCGGGAGCAGACAGACUCUCACUGAUUAACUCAUGGCAUGCCAUCACAGAUAUCCAGGUGUAUCAUUCUUAUAGACAACCUGAUGUUUCCAAACAUCUCUGUAUGAUAAAUAAUGGAGGUUGUAGUCAUCUGUGCCUUUUAGCUCCUGGAAAGUCUCACACCUGUGCAUGUCCUACCAACUUCUAUCUUGCAGCUGACAAUAGGACUUGCUUGUCCAACUGUACAGCCAGUCAGUUUCGCUGCAAAACUGAUAAGUGUAUUCCAUUCUGGUGGAAAUGUGACACUGUGGAUGACUGUGGCGAUGGAUCUGAUGAGCCAGAUGACUGUCCUGAAUUUAAAUGUCAGCCAGGUCGGUUUCAGUGUGGAACUGGACUCUGUGCACUGCCUGCCUUUAUCUGUGAUGGAGAGAAUGACUGUGGAGACAAUUCUGAUGAACUCAAUUGUGAUACGCAUGUCUGCCUCUCAGGUCAGUUUAAGUGUACCAAGAACCAGAAAUGUAUUCCAGUAAACCUCAGAUGUAAUGGACAAGAUGACUGUGGGGAUGAGGAAGAUGAAAGGGACUGUCCUGAAAACAGCUGUUCUCCAGACUAUUUCCAGUGUAAAACUACCAAACAUUGCAUUUCAAAGCUGUGGGUUUGUGAUGAGGAUCCAGACUGUGCAGAUGCAUCAGAUGAAGCCAACUGUGAUAAAAAAACUUGUGGACCUCAUGAAUUCCAGUGUAAAAACAACAACUGUAUUCCAGAUCACUGGAGGUGUGAUAGUCAAAAUGACUGCAGUGAUAAUUCAGAUGAAGAAAACUGUAAGCCACAGACCUGUACAUUGAAAGAUUUUCUUUGUGCCAAUGGGGAUUGUGUUUCUUCAAGGUUUUGGUGCGAUGGAGAUUUUGACUGUGCAGAUGGUUCUGAUGAGAGAUAUUGUGAAACAAGUUGUUCCAAAGAUCAGUUUCGGUGUUCCAAUGGUCAGUGUAUAUCAGCAAAAUGGAAAUGUGAUGGUCAUGAAGACUGUAAAUAUGGAGAAGAUGAGAAAAACUGUGAGCCAGCUUCUCCUACUUGCUCAUCAAGUGAAUAUAUAUGUGCCACGGGAGGAUGUAUUUCCGCAUCUUUGAAAUGUAAUGGAGAAUAUGAUUGUGCUGAUGGUUCAGAUGAGAUGGACUGUGUGACUGAAUGUAAGGAAGAUCAGUUUCGAUGCAGAAAUAAAGCCUACUGUAUUCCAGUUAGAUGGCUGUGUGAUGGCAUCCAGGACUGCGUGGAUGGCAGUGAUGAAGAGAAUUGCGACAGAGGAGGAAACAUAUGUCGAACAGAUGAAUUUCUUUGCAAUAAUUCCCUGUGCAAACUACAGUUCUGGGUGUGUGAUGGUGAAGAUGACUGUGGAGACAACUCAGAUGAAACCCCUGAUAUGUGUGUCAAAUUUCUUUGCCCACCCACAAGACCUCACAGAUGCAGAAACAACAGAAUAUGCUUGCAGUCUGAGAAAAUGUGCAAUGGGGUUGAUGACUGUGGAGACAACUCAGAUGAAGAUCACUGUAGUGGUAAGCUGACAUACAAGGCCAGACCCUGUAAAAAAGACGAGUUUGCUUGUAGCAAUAAGAAGUGUAUCCCCAUGGAUCUUCAGUGUGAUCGACUUGACGACUGUGGAGAUGGCUCAGAUGAACAAGGCUGUAGAAUAAUUCCAACUGAAUAUACCUGUGAAGAUAAUGUGAAUCUGUGUGGAGAUGAUGCAUAUUGCAAUCAAAUAAAAACAUCUGUUUUCUGUCGCUGUAAGCCUGGAUUUCAGAGAAACAUGAAAAACAGACUAUGUGAAGACCUUAAUGAAUGUUUAGUGUUUGAUACAUGUUCCCAUCAAUGUAUAAAUGUGGAAGGAUCAUACAAAUGUGUGUGUGACCCGAAUUUUCAAGAAAGAAAUAGCACCUGCAUAGCAAAAGGCUCUGAAGAUCAAGUUCUCUACAUUGCUAAUGACACUGAUAUCCUGGGUUUUAUAUAUCCAUUCAACUACAGUGGUGAUCAUCAACAAAUUUCUCAUAUUGAACAUAAUUCAAGGAUAACAGGGAUGGAUGUAUAUUAUCAAAGAGAUAUGAUUAUAUGGAGUACUCAGUUUAAUCCAGGAGGAAUUUUCUACAAAAGGAUUCAUGGCAGAGAAAAAAGGCAAGCAAACAGUGGCUUGAUUUGUCCUGAAUUUAAAAGGCCCAGAGAUAUCGCAGUUGACUGGGUUGCUGGGAAUGUUUAUUGGACUGAUCAUUCUCGAAUGCAUUGGUUCAGUUACUAUACGACUCACUGGACCAGUCUGAGAUAUUCUAUCAAUGUGGGGCAGCUGAAUGGACCCAACUGCACCAGACUCUUAACAAAUCUGGCUGGAGAACCCUAUGCUAUUGCUGUCAACCCGAAAAGAGGGAUGAUGUACUGGACUGUUGUUGGGGAUCACUCCCACAUAGAAGAAGCAGCCAUGGAUGGAACACUGAGAAGGAUUUUAGUACAAAAGAAUUUACAGAGACCCACAGGUCUGGCGGUGGAUCAUUUUAGUGAACGGAUAUAUUGGGCCGACCUUGAACUCUCUGUUAUUGGCAGUGUUCUAUAUGAUGGUUCUGAUUCAGUAGUCUCUGUCAGCAGUAAACAAGGCUUAUUGCAUCCACAUAGGAUUGAUGUCUUUGAAGAUUAUAUAUAUGGAGCAGGACCUAAAAGUGGUGUAUUUCGAGUACAAAAAUUUGGUCAUGGUUCAGUGGAAUACUUAGCUUUAGAUAUUGAUAAAACAAAAGGUGUUUUGAUAUCUCAUCGCUAUAAGCAACUAGACUUACCCAAUCCAUGCCUGGACUUAGCAUGUGACUUCCUCUGUUUGCUGAACCCUUCUGGGGCCACCUGUGUGUGCCCAGAAGGAAAAUAUUUGAUUAAUGGCACCUGCAAUGAUGACAGCAUGUUAGAUGAUUCUUGCAAAUUGACUUGUGAAAAUGGAGGAAGAUGCAUUUUAAAUGAAAAGGGUGAUUUGAGGUGUCAUUGUUGGCCCAGUUAUUCUGGAGAAAGAUGUCAAAUCAACCACUGUAACAACUACUGUCAAAAUGGAGGAACUUGCAUGCCAUCAACUCUGGGAAGACCCACCUGCAGCUGUGCACUGGGGUUUACUGGACCAAACUGUGGUCAAACUGUGUGUGAAGAAUUUUGUCAAAAUGGAGGGACCUGCGGUGUGACUCCUGGAAACCAGCCUUACUGCCAGUGCCAGCCUGAACACACUGGGGACAGAUGUCAGUACUAUGUCUGUCACCACUAUUGUGUAAAUUCUGAAUCUUGUACCAUUGGGGAUGAUGGAAGUGUUGAAUGUGUCUGUCCAACACGCUACGAAGGACUGAAAUGUGAGGUUGACAAAUGUGUAAGGUGCCAUGGGGGGCAUUGCAUUAUAAAUAAAGACAGUGAAGAUAUAUUUUGCAACUGCACUAAUGGAAAGAUAGCCUCUAGCUGUCAGUUAUGCGAUGGCUACUGUUAUAAUGGUGGCACAUGCCAGCUGGACCCCGAGACAAAUAUACCUGUGUGUCUAUGUUCCAGCAACUGGUCAGGCACACAGUGUGAGAGGCCAGCACCAAAGAGCAGCAAGUCUGAUCAUAUCAGCACAAGAAGCAUUGCCAUCAUUGUGCCUCUUGUCCUCUUGGUGACUUUGAUAACCACCUUAGUAAUUGGCUUAGUGCUUUGUAAAAGAAAAAGAAGGACAAAAACUAUUAGAAGACAACCUAUUAUCAAUGGAGGAAUAAAUGUAGAAAUUGGUAAUCCAUCUUAUAACAUGUAUGAAGUGGAUCAUGAUCACAACGAUGGAGGUCUUUUAGAUGCUGGUUUUAUGGUAGAUCCAACAAAGGCGAGGUAUAUAGGGGGAGGGUCCAGUGCUUUCAAGCUUCCACACACAGCGCCACCCAUCUACCUAAACUCUGACUUGAAAGGACCACUGACAGCUGGGUCAACAAAUUACUCCAAUCCGGUGUAUGCAAAAUUAUACAUGGAUGGACAAAACUGUCGAAACUCCUUAGGAAGUGUUGAUGAAAGGAAAGAACUACUUCCAAAGAAAAUAGAAAUUGGGAUAAGAGAGACAGUGGCAUAAUCAAUGAAUACUUUUUUAUGCUGUAUAAAUGUAUAAAAUAUAAGUAUUACUUUUGUAUGUUCCAACAGUAUUAUACUUGGUUUGGCAUCAGCAUUACCUCUUUCUUUAUCUUUUCCCUGGUAAAUUGUUUUCUGUUGUUUUUUUUAUUUUAUUUUUUGCUGAUGACUAUUGAUGGACCAUUUGUAUGGUAUUUUUAUGAACAAGAACUGCACUACAGUACAAUUUACAACAAUGCUGCUGAUAUGACACACCUUUGAAUUUGUUAAAAUUAAAAAUAACAUAUUCCUUUGUAGUGUGAAUAUGAGCAAUCUAUUUUAUAUGAACUUUCUGAGUUCUAACUUAGUCAACAAAGAGGAUCUCUGCACUUUUUCUGUAUUUAGACUGAAAGCUAUAAUACAAUGUCAUUCUCCUUUUCUGGUUAAACUAGUGGAAGAUGAUUGAAUGGUCAACUCUCUUCUUUGUGCCCAUUAAGAUUGAUUCAGUCUGAUGAAAAUAUAUGGGCCUCACAAGUUCAGUAUCACCGCUUUAAAUUAGUCUUAGAUUGCCAAGUGAUAGAUGAGAAUUUUGAGGAAAAUCUUUUUAAAAUACAUAAAAUUAAGAAUUUGCAUGAACACAUGAUUACAUUUCCCAAAAUUUAGUGGAUUCUAUGUGAUAUACUAAACGAAUACACUCUAUAAGCAAUAGUUAUAUAUAUAAGUGGUAGAACAUAGCAAAAAUAUAACCAAAGUGGAAAAACAACACUUGCUAUGGGAUUAGAUCUUUUGUUUUCCCUUAGUUGUGAGGUAAGAGUGAGCCGAGAGCACAAUGGGGCAUUGGAUAAUAAUAAUCUUAGGAACUUCUUCCCUGUCACUUGCAUUUUGUAGAAGGUUAACUGAAGCCCUUACCACAGAGAACCUGAAAGAAAAAUAUAUAAGCACACAAAGUAAUGGUAGACUUUCAACUGUGUGAACGCAUUCUCUCUGCUAGCUCAAAAGGAAGAAGCAAAAGAACCAUCAUGGUGUAGAGUAAUGGUAAAAUAUUUUUGAUAAAUAAUAUGACUAAUCCAAUAUUUGCCUGACCCAAAAUACCUUCUUAAGAGGCUUUCCAAAUUGUAGAGAAACAAUUAUCUGACCUUAAUCAAAGAUGGAGAGUAUACAUACUGACCAGUAACUCUGUUUUUCUGUCUUCUUUUGGUUAUGCAAAACCAUGGACCACAUUUGCUUUUGUUUGUUUUCAAAUUUUGAUUGAAACAAGUGCGAUUUAUUUAAGUUGUAUAAAAAAAAAGGAAUAGCAUUUUUAUACAAAUAUCUUUAAAGGCACAAAAGAUUUAUUCACAAGGUAUGGAGGGCUUUUUGCUCCUCUGAUAGACAUGACUGACUUUUAGCUGUCAUAAUGUAUUAACCUAACAGAUGAAAUAUGUUUGUGGUUGCUCUUUAUCCCUUUGUACAAGCAUUAAAAAACUGCUGUUUUAUAAAGAGACUUUUUGUUGUACUAUGUGCAUGCAUACUACCUAUUUCUAAACUUUGCCAUAUUGAGGCCUUUAUAAACUCUUGAUUUAUGUAAUACUAGUGCAAUUUUGCUUGAACAAUGUUAUGCAUAUCAUAAACUUUUUCAGGUUCUUGUUUAAGUACAUUUUUUAAA